Messenger RNA from Peronospora matthiolae, 633 nucleotides. The record is from the annotation of a GenBank genome assembly. Lineage: Eukaryota; Oomycota; Peronosporomycetes; Peronosporales; Peronosporaceae.
AUGUCCAUCCACUUGCGCUCACAGCUCUUUUGCAUCCGACCGCAGGCUCUCAAGCUCGACGCCCGCGUCGUCUCAAUGAACAAGAAGCUCCAGAGUCGCUCGCAGUCGCUUGCGCUGCAUCCUCCAGCACGAUCUCUGCCUCGAGCGUCACACGCUAUUGUGGCCGGUGCCGUCACAAGCGCUUCGGUGCUGUUGCUACUCAAGGAUCCUGCUCUGUGCCAGCCUGCGAAAGAACCUUCAGGCGGCGAUGACGCUCCAAAGAAGAACGAAGACAAAGACCCGAUGGACAAGAGGAUCGACGCGGCUUUGGGCAACUGCGGUGAGCUCACGCUGGCUGGCAGUCUCGGCUUCUGUUCGGGCUACGCCUUCAAGUUGGUGGGCAAAGCCGCGGCACUGGCUGUGGGUCUCGUGUUCAUCAUAGGCCAGGUGGCGGCCUACAAUGGCUACAUUGACAUCAAGUGGGGAAAGCUGCAGAAGGACGCGAUCGGCAGGGUCGAUCCGAACGGAGACGGCAAGAUCGAUGCUGCAGAUGUCAAGCUGUGGUACCAGAGACUUCUGGCGAUCUUGAAGACCAAGCUGCCAUCAUCCGUGGGCUUCUCCAGUGGAUUCGCGCUCGGUAUCUACUACUCGUAA